CCACCGAAGUUCCCGGAUGUAAGGUGUCCAACGAUCAACCGCCAUUUUGGGCUCUUUCAGACAGAGAGACACAAAAGCAUUAUUGAUAACUCAAAGCUUAUGUACUAAUACUGGCCGGUCGAUUGCUCUUUAGACAGAAGGUGGCGAGAUGAUCGGAACAAGUUGCCUUUAUUUACAUUUUUACCGGCUGUAAGAUGCCUGCAGCCUGUGACAACAUGGCCACCAGGUCCAAGGGAUGUGCUCCUGAUCUGACACAGCUUCCACCAGUCACCAAUCUCCAGCAUAUGAGUAAGAGAGAAAUGCAGGCAUUCAUCACUAAGAUGCUCCAGUGUGUGACAGGCAAGAAGAACCCUGGCUAUGGUCUGGAGUCCGCACGGCCAGAGUGGUGGCCAGAGCAGGUGCCCUGGGUGGACAUCAAUAAAGAUGGCAAGAUAGACAGGCUGCAGCUGUCUCUCACUGAUGCCCUGCGUAACGUCAUUGUCCACUGUUAUUUAUAUCAUGGCCGCCAGGAUCUCCUGUGUCUGGGCCCCAAUGUACAGGUGGUCACCAAGCCAAACGGAGCCCUGAGUUUUCUUGGUGGAGAGAAAGGUCAUACGCUGGGAGACAGCAGAAAUACACAGUUUGCUGAUCCAUCUCUAACCAGUGCCAGCGCCUACAUUCCUGUCCCAGGUGACUCCCCCGCCAGAAAUACAAGGAGUACAUCUUUGUCAGAAGAUCACAGAGAUAAAACCUUUGUGGAAGUGUUUAUCUGUUUUCACUGUGAAAAGGAAUACUGCUCAAAGACGGAGCUUUUAAAUCAUCAGAACAUUUGUGAGCAGCGGCCCUCAAGUUUUCAUCAGCAGCUUCAGACACCUCCUCACAAAAUGUUGCGCAAUCGACACAUUCCGGAGCUGACGCCUCUGAAGAUUGUUCAGAGACGAGAGUCUGGGAAACGGCCUCCAAAAGAUAAAUUUUUGUCAGGGUUAGGCCUGUUGCCCCAGUACAAAGCAGAGGAACUGAAGAAGAAAAAGAAGGACAUUGUCAUUGAUGACAAAGCUCUGGAGGUGGAGGAACCCCAGACGCCUAGGUCCCCCACCACCCCCCGCACCCCAAAGUCACUGCUGUCACAGCUCACACGAGAACCUCCUGACACCCCUCACACUCCACACACCCCAAGUUGGCGCAGACUAAGUGUUUGCAAGGAGGAACGGCCGGCUGAUUUGGAGAGCGUUUCGGAUGCAUCGUCAGAUAUUAGUGAGGCAGACGAGAGACAGAGUGGGUAUAUGGGUCGAGGGAAUCUACUGACAAUUGACGUGAGUUCUCCACUGGGUAAACGCGUGAAGCGUUUGGUGCAGCCCGGCAGCGAGGGCACCGGAAGUGUCAUUCUCGAUUACAAUCGCUUCUGUCAUACGCCCACUAAGAGUGCUGUCAUGGGAAAACUCCGUGAAAGGAACGCCAAUUUUCCAAUCACUUUUAAAAAGACAAGAAGGACUAACCCUAAGUAUUAUCACAUGUAUACCUUCUCCACGAGACAACGAAGAGAACAGUACAAAAGACUUGUCACAGGACUUGAUAAAAGGGGAAGGAAACUGGCCAGAAGUUUACCCAAAUGUAAAGUGGUGCUACAGAGACUUAAAAAAGAGGACAUUAAAAAGUGGGUGAAACCAGUGAAGGUCCCUGUCAUCGACCUAAAACCGUUGUCGACAACAGAGAUCGCCCUCUGGGUAAAAACCCCAGACAAGGACGCUGUCCCAAAAAUGAAUGGGACCUCACCAAGAGAUGGGUGGCUUGCUGCGGCACGACUGCCUCCUGGGGAACUUGAUGUCGCGUUCAGAGAACCAGGGGUCCAUGUGUACCGAAGUCUGCUGUCUGAGUUAGAGGGAGGAAGCGGGUCCAGGGGCAGGAUUGGGAACUCUAUCAGCAGAGGUCAUCUCAUAGUUCAUCCAACCUCUACCAAUCAGGAAAAGAGUUCGGGAUCUAAAGUAGGUCAAUGUAGGUCAAGGUCACAGUCACCAAAUAAAUCGCCACAGAAUAAGUUGCCAACUUUAGCCAGUUUGUUGGACAAAUCACCAGCACCUGUGUCUUCAGGAGAAUAUUUCAGUCGGACCUGUCAAGUGCCAAACAUUAGGAUUACUUCACACGGAUCUCCAGGUGGAAAAUUCCCACAACACGUCAGUGCUAACAACAACAAAGAUUUGGUUCAAAGAACAAGUAAAAGAACAUGUCCGUCAUCUCUCAAAGCUGUUGCUGUGGGAACGCAAACAAACCAUUCGCCCAAACAAAUCUCCAUGUGGGAAGAGCCUUGUCCAAGAUUGACCCGCAGGAGAUCAGCUUCUUCAAGUUCGGAUUCCUCAAGCAGUUCCAUCAUUGUGCUGGAAGACAUUCCCGUUGUUGCUGCACCUCAUGCUGGUGGUACCAACACUGAGGUCGACCAAACCCUCUCUGAGUCAGACUGGUCUUUGGAAAUAUGUAGUGUGGAUUCAGAGUCUUCGUUCAGUCAGGAGCCACAGAGGAGAAAUCAGAGGUCCAGUACCAGAGGUAUAUCUCGCAGCGAGAAGCUGAAGCAAAAAUCAAGAGACCCUUCUCCUUGUAAAACUCACAGAUCUGGAUCUGCCGCGGUUUCCUCUUCACUGAACAAGGGAGAAAUGUACAGCAGCAGAGUAAAGCUACAGGCAAUCAGCAAUGGAGAUCCCUAA
This is a messenger RNA of Lingula anatina, 2675 nucleotides long. RefSeq lists its product as uncharacterized. The record is from RefSeq and is a predicted model, not a curated record. Gene Ontology annotation, biological process: regulation of transcription by RNA polymerase II. Gene Ontology annotation, molecular function: DNA-binding transcription factor activity. NCBI's taxonomy places the organism in Eukaryota, Metazoa, Brachiopoda, Lingulata, Lingulida, Lingulidae.